This is a messenger RNA of Ruditapes philippinarum (Manila clam), 4182 nucleotides long. RefSeq lists its product as uncharacterized. Lineage: Eukaryota; Metazoa; Mollusca; Bivalvia; Venerida; Veneridae. Bases 2098 to 4182 code for a protein of 694 amino acids. The record is from RefSeq and is a predicted model, not a curated record. The transcript is spliced from 7 exons.
CAAGAAGAGUCUCAAGCAAACCAUAAAAACAACAAGAGCACAAAAUGUAAAUCUAAAUCUAAAUGUUAUUCAGCCUUGGUAAAAGGUGCAUUUAGGACGUAGGUCAAUUGUAAGGUCAAGGUCAUACUUAAGUCGAAGAUAAUUUACGACUUAUGUUGCUUCAAACAAAAGCAGUUUCCAUAAGUUGAUCUAUUAAAUGGAAGGGGUCAAUAUUCUACAGGUUUCUAAAGGAGGGGCCAUUUUUUUUUAAAGAAAAUCAGUUCUUUACAAAAGAGAGUCAUUUUUCUAUAGAUUCUUGACCGGGUCCAUCAUAUUCUAUGUGGUCACUCUACUAAGUAACCGGCAUAUACGUUAUACAACUAACAUAAACUACGCACAAACCAAACUCAAGAUGUUGAUGAAUUCAGAGUUGAGAUUGGUAGUGCUAAUUAGUUAAAGUCACAAACAAUUAUAGCCUGUGACCGUAUUUUUUAUGUGAAUUACAAAAAUGAUUAGUUAAUUUUUAAAAAUGAUGUAACUAUCAUACAACACUCAAACUAUUCAGUUUACGUUUUACGCAUAAGCGCAAGUCUACAUUAAAUGUUGGAGAAUGAAAUCUAAUGUUGUUAUCCAUUUUUAAAGCUUGACCAGACUACUUCUCUUAUACCCUUAAAGCAAUGUCAAUGAAACUUUACAGGAUUGAUUUGUAUCUCAAGUCCUUGCGCAUAUCGCAUGGAUUUGUCAGUUAAAUUAUUUUUGUCCGAGUUAUGGCCCUUUAAUAAUUUCGAAUUUUAAAGUUUGUCAAGACUUCUUUUCCUAUACCACUGAUGGAAGUUCAAUGAAACUUUACAGGAUUAAUUUGUUAGACAAGUCCUUAUGCAUAUCGCACGGGUUUUCCUGUUAAAUGAUUUUUGGCCGAGUUAUGGCCCUUUAAUAAAAAGUGCUUCAUUUGUUAGUGUUGCCAUAUACAAAAAAGCUUUUCAGGACUACUCCUAAGAAACUAAAGAUUUCUGAAGCAAAUGUCAUCAAAACUUAAGGGGAAUGAUCAAUACCCUGUCUAGUUGUGCAUCCUUUCAACAUUUUUUUGGUUCAUUGAUUUUUGUCACUUUUAUAUUCUAUACCAUUUCUAAAAGAUGAUACUUAAAGAUGUUUUUGUGUUAUUUUCUCAAAAUAUUCUGUAAAGAUAUUAAUCGUUUAUAAAGAGAUUGCAACACUUUCAAUCCCUGAAGUGAAGAACACGACAUGUUCUUACAGCUGCCACAUGGCACUUGACACUUGCUGUUUUUGAAGUAUAGUAAUCUUAAAAACAUGUAAUCCCUUUAAAGAAUCAACAACAUUUGAUUGUGUCUGUGCAUGACGGAUAAUGAAACAGUGCAACAUUCCUCAUGUCCCCAGGCAUCAGCGUAAGCCGAGCUCAUUUUACAACACUUAACGUGUUUGAAAUUAAUGACCAGAAGGACCAGAAAAUCAUAACAUAAAUAAAUUAUAAUUUAUGAUAUUUAUAAAUUACCGGCUAAGAAUCCAGAUCAGAGUACAUGUAAUUUAAAGUGGAUAAAUUUCUCAAUCUUUCAACAUUGUGCUUGGCCAAGAUAAAAUUUACAAGAAUAAUUAAGGUAACACCUUUUUUUAAAUACUUUUCGUUACUCGAUCUUGGAAACCAUAUAUCGUAUCCUUCACUUAGCGAAGCUGAUGAUAUAUUGAGUGAAGUUGAUGAUAAACUAACAAACAAGAAUUUAAAAAAAUACACAAAACAUUCGUAAGGUAGGUAUUUAAGGUUUUUACUUUGUCUUUGAAAAUUUCAGACCUAUACAUUGUAUUCUGCUGAUUCAGUAAUCUUUGUAUCAAAAUCUUUUGAAAACAGAACAACAUGCCUAUUCUUGGCCAGAUAAAUAAAAGAUUCAUCACCUCUAUAUAUGUGUACAGAUAUUAAAUAUUGCUGUGAAAUCUUAAUACUAGUACGCAAAAGUAUCUGUUAGGUUCUUAUCAUAAAAUAUUGUAUGAAGCACGUAUUUAUACUUAUAUUGUUUUAUUUUCUUUCUACACAGACUAAAUUUCUGUAUGCCUGACAAUUAAUAGAACGAAGAACACCAUGACGAACAAACAAUAAAGAAAGUAACAAUGGAGAUAUCAUCGAGCAGUGAUGUAACUAGAGGGCAUGAACACUACCUGAUGCAUAUAUUGUUAUUGGAACAAGCUUCGCCCAUCGCAUUAAAGGCCAUUUUGAAAAGGGAAGAGGAAAAGUUUGGAAAAAAUAUUAGUAUUGUGUUGAAUGAUAAUAGACAUACAUUUAAAGACUGGUACGAAACAGAGUUUCUACAAUUAUUUCAAGACGAGAAUAUCAAUUACGACAUUGAUACGUGGGACACUCUUCAAUUAUGUGCUGUAACAUUAGUUUUGUUUAAAUCAGGUCUAACUGAUCAAGAAGUUAAAGCUAUUCAAUGUAUAUAUGAUCAGAGAAAAGAUAUUGAAAAUUACGUAGGAAGUGCCUCCCUUACAUACAAUACCUACAAUGAGAAACAGCAUUUAUUGCAGGAACAACUACUGGAGUUGAUAACGCUUAUAGACUGCAAUUCUGGUUAUAAUUGUAAACGUAUGAUGGUUUCAUUUGAAACAAAAGCCUUGCAAUUAAGCGAACCACAGAUAGGCGAACUAACACGGACAAGUGAUUUUAAAACUCAUCUUAAAAUUGCAUUUGACGUAGAUAUCGUAACAGACAAUGAUAUUACUGGCGAAGAGAACGAUCUAAAGACAAAUGGCCAAGUGUUCACUGAAGAACUUCAGAACAAAAGUGUCUACAUCAAUGAUUCAGCUAUUUUGACAUGUAAACUCAACAUUCCAACAGAUGAAAAUGUUGAGUGGAGGAAAGAUAACAAGCCGGUUGAAAUUUCAAAUAAUGUUAUGGUCAUGAGCAAGAAUCACAACCAUUGGAUAGCGAUUUCCCGUGCAUCAUUGGAAGAUACGGGUCAAUAUACGUGUAUAUAUGACCAUAUUUCAACAUCCGCUGAUCUUAUUGUUAUAGAUGAAGCAUUGCGUGUGGUCGUUGAUUUGCCUGUCAAGAUUGAGGUUAUUGAGAAUGGAAACAUUGAUAUAGAAUGUAAGGUGAACCUGCUAACGAGUAAACCUAUUUGGCGACACAAAGGGAAACUUCUACAAUCAUCUGCUAGAAAGGUUAUACUAGCCAAGGGUAAUACACACAAAUUGAUGAUCACGAAUGUAACAUUACACGACGAGGGUGAAUAUAUAGUUGAGUUUGGUAAUGUCUCAUCUAAAACAACAGUUCAAAUACAAGGCGAAACAGACCUUAUUCAUAGAAAACAGAUAACACACGAAUUGUACAGAAAUUGGAUGAGAGGAGCUCUAUCGUUAAAAUAUUUGAAAAUAGGUUUAGAGGGUUUUUCCGACAAGGCUGUUACCAAACAACAUGAUGAUCUAAUGAAAACUCUUGGAAAUACAUGCAACACUUGUACAGAGGGAAGUCUUCUUCCACAUAAAAAAGAUCAAUGCCCACGGCAAGGAAAAAAUCAAUGUUUAUGUACUAAGAUUCAGAAAAAAAAGUCAAGACAAAUGUGUCCAAAUGGGGGAUUUUGUGGAAACGUUUAUGAUAAAAUAGUUUGUAAACAUCGCUUUCAACAUCCAUUGUUCACGAACACGGAUGUCCAGAAAUGGAGCAGUGAUCCAUGGAGUGUUGCAACAUGCUUUAUAAAUACUACUGGCUACAAAGGCAAACAAUCAGCCACAGAUAUCGACUGCUCUGGUUUACUUAGUAUGUGUAUAAACAACAUUGAUAUAGAAAUGAUGCUUGGAGAAGUAAUCAUCGAUGGGAAAACAGAUGCAUUUGCACAGGCAAGGGCAGCGCGGAAUGAUAUUCUUCACAGUCCAAACUAUGAAUUAUCUGAAAAUCAACUAAACAAGUUUAUCAAAUUGUUCAAAGAGGUACUAGAAAUCAAGGACAAACGUGGCAAUACACCUCUGAAAGGGGAGCCAGGCGUUGCAAACGCCUUACAUUUACUAGAUAUGGUGCAACAAAAUCAGAUUGAGAUUAACCUUGAACAUGAGAUGAUAGAACUGAGAGAGCAUGGAAUGUCUAUAUUAGAAGAGAAAUACCAAACAGCACAAAAACAGGCAAGUUUUAUUAUAAUAGCUUAUGCAUUUGAGUAUUGUUAUAACAUGUUUUCAAGACCGAGUAAGGCAAUAUUAAAGUAA